UUCAGUCCAUUUGACAUAUCUGCACUUUUGUGAGUCUCACAACACACACGGUUAACCAGAAUUUCGGUGUUAUUGUUUUUCCAUAGAAAUUUCGUUGAAAAAUUCUGUGAAAAUGACGGUAUUGAAGAAAGCUCAGCAAUGGGCUACAUUUGGUCGAACCUGGCAUUUAUAUGACUGUUUAUGGCAAAAUCCAUUUUAUUCGGCUAAAAUCAUUGCCACCCAUUUGAAGGGGUUGCAUAAACCCAUUUAUCAUCCGAUGUCUGAUUGCGGGGAUCACGUUGUCGUGAUAAAUACAUCAAAAAUUGCGUUGCCGGGCGAUGAAUGGACAAAACGUGUAUAUUUGCAUCACACGGGCUACGCUGGAGGGGCAACAUGGACAUUGGCCCAUGAGUUGCACGAAAAAGAUAAAACGAAGGUUAUGUGGUACGCGGUUUACGGUGCAAUGAAAACGAAUUUACAACGGCGAUACACAAUGCAACGCGUUCAUUUGUUUCCCGAUGCAAAUAUACCAGCCGAUAUGCUGGCCAAUAUCAGUAAUCAACUGAGACAAGAUCGUCCAGUACCGAAACGAAUCGACGAAUACGAUGAAGAGACGAUUAAAAAUUUCCCAAAAAUUAUGGACUAUCCAGAAGAUUAUGUUGUCAAAUAAAGUGUUUAAAUGCGCUUUUGUUAAGUAAUUUGUAGAAUUACGAUGUAUCAUAAUUAAAUGAAAGAAAUAAGAAAUCAUUUACGUUUUA
This is a messenger RNA of Contarinia nasturtii (swede midge), 737 nucleotides long. It is a transcript of the gene mRpL13, whose product is annotated as 39S ribosomal protein L13, mitochondrial. Gene Ontology annotation, biological process: negative regulation of translation; translation. Gene Ontology annotation, molecular function: mRNA binding; structural constituent of ribosome. NCBI's taxonomy places the organism in Eukaryota, Metazoa, Arthropoda, Insecta, Diptera, Cecidomyiidae. The transcript has 5 exons. The record is from RefSeq and is a predicted model, not a curated record. The coding region runs from base 113 to 649 and encodes 178 amino acids. Gene Ontology annotation, cellular component: ribosome; mitochondrial large ribosomal subunit.